Messenger RNA from Empidonax traillii (willow flycatcher), 406 nucleotides. Its product is annotated as kelch-like protein 28. Gene Ontology annotation, molecular function: protein binding. Lineage: Eukaryota; Metazoa; Chordata; Aves; Passeriformes; Tyrannidae. The coding region runs from base 15 to 386 and encodes 123 amino acids. The transcript is spliced from 2 exons. The record is from RefSeq and is a predicted model, not a curated record.
GUUUGUCUCCCAGCAUGGAGCGCUACGACCCGAGCAAGAACUCCUGGGAGAACGUGGCCUCCAUGGCCGACAAACGGAUCAACUUCGGCGUGGGGGUCAUGCUGGGCUUCAUCUUCGUGGUGGGGGGCCACAACGGGGUGUCCCACCUGUCCAGCAUCGAGAGAUACGACCCCCACCAGAACCAGUGGACGGUGUGCCGGCCCAUGAAGGAGCCCAGAACAGGGGUGGGGGCGGCGGUGAUCGAUAACUACCUGUACGUGGUGGGGGGGCACUCGGGCUCCUCCUACCUGAACACGGUGCAGAAGUACGACCCCAUCUCGGACACGUGGCUGGACUCAGCGGGGAUGAUGUACUGCCGCUGCAACUUCGGCCUGGCCGCGCUCUGACCGGGGCAGGGCCCCACGGA